Messenger RNA from Pogonomyrmex barbatus (red harvester ant), 3148 nucleotides. Its product is annotated as nuclear exosome regulator NRDE2. Lineage: Eukaryota; Metazoa; Arthropoda; Insecta; Hymenoptera; Formicidae. Gene Ontology annotation, molecular function: protein binding. The record is from RefSeq and is a predicted model, not a curated record. Gene Ontology annotation, biological process: negative regulation of RNA catabolic process; regulatory ncRNA-mediated heterochromatin formation. Gene Ontology annotation, cellular component: catalytic step 2 spliceosome.
AAUUAAAAAAGAAGAAAUGUCCCUCUUCCCUGCUUAUUCGAGUGACAAACUCGAAUCGACAACUUGCAGUGAUGCUGAUAAUGCUUCUAUCAAAUGGUUAUCAAACUCGAGUUUUCAAACGCAAAUACCAACUAAAAUCGAACCUCCCGAUUUGUAUUCCUCAUCAGAUGAAUCUUUACAUGAAUCUUUCUCUAAUGUAGAAAAGCAAGUGUUACCCGAAACGAUCUUACCAGAUGCAAAAAUAUAUGCAAGACAGAAAGUUGACAAAGUACAAAAAACAGAAAGGAAAAGACGUACGCAUGACAGUAAAAGAUCCAAGUCAGAUUACGAAUUGGAUGUUGAAAAUGUAUAUUUUGAAGACAGACAUAGAGAUAAAGGGAACAACAACAUAAAUACAUUUUGCUCUAGAGUGAGGCCAUAUUAUGAUAUUAGUGAGAAAUCUCUUGGCUUUAUUAAGCGCAAACAACCAAAGAAAGAUUUGUUUCAUAGAUAUUAUGUUAAAAAUAUUGAUUCUGUAGAGACGAAGAAAAAAGAUACAAUUAUCAAGAGGACAAAUGAGAAAGAAGCUUCAACAAAGCAAGAUGAAGCAAAUGAAAGCAUACCUUCCUGGUGCAAAAAUUUGGAAGAAGAACAAAAGUGCAAAACUCGAGAAUAUAACGUACAACUUUUAGAAAAUCCCCAUAAUGUUAAACUUUGGUUACAAUACAUUGAUUUUCAGGAUACUUUGGCUUACUAUCAAAAACAUCAAUUAACCAAAGAUAUACAUCGAUCUACAGUACUGAAAAAGUUAUCCAUCGUUGAAAAAGCACUUGAAAAAAAUACAGAUUCCAAAGAAUUAUUAAUAUUAAAGCUACAUUUUAUGACAGAACUAACACCAUCUGAUGAAUUAUCAAAUCAGUUGGAGGCUUUAGUUAAUAAAGAUUCAGGGAAUAUUGUGCUAUGGCAGCACUUUAUUAUGGUCACACAAGCUUCAGUAGCAAUGUGUACUGUCCCACGAGUGUUAGAUUUGUAUUCAAAAUGCUUUUGCAUAUUGAGACAACGUUCUAGAACAAAUCCUUCCGUCUAUGAUGCACAACUAUUACACAUGUUGUAUCAAUGUUUAAUAUUUCUGAGGCAUACAGGAUUGUGGGAACAAAUGUGGGAAACGAUACGUAUAAAUCUGAAUUUAAAUUUGAACUUAAACAAAACUAGUCUAUCCUUUCGAGGAUCCAUAGAUGAAAAGAAAUUAAUUGGAAUGGAAGAAAUGAUAUUGAUGUCACGAUUACCAUUAAAUCAAUUAUGGCAGAGGACAGAAUCAUUAAGAGAAAAUUGUCAUUGGAUUAGCGUUAGUAGAGACGAAUUAGAAUUGGUUGGAGAUUCUAGAAGGUUUAUUUUACCAGAAGAUGUAGCAGAUUUUGUACAUCCAAUUCUCUCUCGUAAUUCAAAUUUUCAGAUGGUUAUUUAUUCUCUUUUAUGUCUAAAAGUCCCACUUCUACCUUGUCGAGAUUGCUACAUGAAAGAAUUAUCAUUAAAAGAUUUUCAUUGGGGAAUAGAGUCUAUAGAAGUGUUACUUCCAUUCAUGUAUCCUAUGGUAGGUGAAAUGGCUGGUCAUGAUCAAAGAAAAGAGUUGUUAAAGGAUAUUCUCGAAGGACGUUUAACAUCGGGGCCUCAGUAUCUUAAAUUCCAUCCGGCGCAGGAACCAUAUCUAGAUUUUAUACGUAAAAUAUUUCAUACAAUCGCGGAAAAUCUAUCUUCGUUGCAACGAACGAGUAUAUAUAUCUGGUGGUUGCGAUUGGAAAGGCUAUUGGUUUUUCUUAGCAAGGACGAGCCUUUAAAACAUGAUAAUAAAGGAAAGAAAUUGAGAGCAACAUUGAAAGAAUUCUUGAAAAAGGAUGAAAAUAGAAAUAAUUUGUACUUCUAUAAGGAAUAUGCUUUAAUAGAACUGGAGAUGGGCAGAUUCAGUAACUGCAUGAACAUUCUUGAAACCGCUAUUCAAUCUCAAGGGGCAUGCCCAUCUGCAAUUAGCGAUAUUAAUGAAAAAGCAGCACUUUUCAGCGUGUAUCGAACAUUUAUCGAAACCUUGCUUGAUAUCAGAACAUAUAAAGAAUCGCAUAAACAAUGGAUGCUAAAAGUCUUUGGUCAAAUGGUACCUAACAAAAGCGGAAAUCAAGAAGCAUUAAUUGAAGCGUACUUAUAUUCAUGUGUACAAGACUUUCUGCAAGUUCCUCUUAAUGAGAAGGAAAAUAUCUUUUUCUUAUCGAAUUUAGAAUGCGACGCAAUCGUAUGUUACGCGUACUUUCUGUAUAUUAAAGAUAAUGAUAUCCAAACUGUUACAAAGAUAUUGAGCAGCUGUAUUGAUCAUGCCAAAGAUUAUUCUUAUUUGCAGGAAAUGUUAUAUGAAAGUCAAAUUGCAAUUCUGCAAUUACAUCAUAAACGGACUGAAAGCAUGCAGGUCAUGCUGAAAGAAAGCUUGAGCAAAGUUCUAAGUGUAUAUCCGAAUAACUUUUACGCUUUAUCUGUAUUUGCUGAAAUAGAGAGUGAAUUGCCAACUUGGAGAUUUAAUAGUAGAGGCACUGAAAUUGAUUUAUGGCGAGCUAUGGCGAUGUGUCUAGCUGUUCGCAGACGUAUUGGUCUUCUAACGAAACUUGAUCAUUCUGAUGCAAUGAAUGCCGCACUGAAUAAAUUAUUAUCAUUUCACUUAACACUUUCUAGGAUUCCAUCGAUUCGAUGUUGUCCAUUGUUGUGGAGAUUAUAUAUGCUUCUUUUACGCGAGCAUAAUUUAUGUGAGAAAAAGGGAGAAGAAAUUUAUCACGAAAGUGUCACGCAAUGUCCAUGGGCAAGAAGUAUCUACAUAGAUGCAGCUGAAGUAGCACCUCAAUUACUCACACAAAUCCAAGAUGUGAUACGCGAAAAAGAAUUAAGAAUGCACGUGACACCUGAAGAAUUAGAUAUUCUUCGUGGAUAAUACAAUUAUCUAAUUCUCUAUAUCUAAAAAAUAAUGUAAAAAUGUUACUUGUUUUAUAUUUUAUUUUGUAAUGUAAUUAGAUAUAGAAGCAUCUUUCAAUUUUAAUUUAUAUCUAAAAUAGUUGAGUGUAAAAUAGUUGAGAAUAGAAUACAAAAUAACAUGAUAUUAAAUAAGAAGCAUAAUAAAAUAAUUUGAUUUACUUUA